AUGCGGGCGAUAAAAGCAUGGGAAAUACCGUUGAUGCAUGUAUAUAGGCUGGUGUGUGGAGGCGCCGUGCGUCGGUUCUCCAUUUACAACCAUGGCCUUCAGCGGGAGGUCAAGGCGGGGCGGCUGACGCACUACGACGUGCUGCAGCUGCCGCGCGACGCCAGCGCGCAGCAGGCCUACCUGCGCCUCGUGAAGCUGCAUCACCCCGACGCUAGCAAGCGCCCAGACAGCCCCUCCAUCUUCAUCUGCAUCAAGGAGGCACACGAGACGCUUGCCGACCCCGCAGUAUGA
This is a messenger RNA of Babesia bigemina, 291 nucleotides long. RefSeq names its product chaperone protein dnaJ-2, putative. Gene Ontology annotation, cellular component: cytoplasm. Lineage: Eukaryota; Apicomplexa; Aconoidasida; Piroplasmida; Babesiidae. Gene Ontology annotation, biological process: protein refolding. The record is from RefSeq and is a predicted model, not a curated record. The coding region runs from base 1 to 291 and encodes 96 amino acids. The transcript is spliced from 3 exons.